CGCCCUGCGCGCCCUGGCGCCCGCCUCGCUGCUGCUGCUGCCGGCCGAGGCCGAAACCCGGCAGCGCCUCCUGCGCGCCGUCAAGAAGGAGGUAAAGCAAAUAAUGGAGGAAGCCGUCACAAGGAAGUUUGUGCAUGAGGAUAGCAGCCACAUCAUUUCUUUCUGCGCCGCGGUCGAAGCCUGCGUCCUUCACGGACUCAAGCGCCGGGCAGCCGGUUUCCUGCGGAGCAACAAGAUGGCCGCCCUGUUUAUGAAGGUGGGCAAGAGUUUCCCGCCGGCCGAGGAGGUUUCCCAGAAAGUGCAGGACCUGGAGCAGCUCAUCGAGAGCACGCGGAACCAGGGCUCCAGCUUGCAGGAAAGCGCUCGCAAAACUCCAAAGCCCCCCAGCCUCUCCCCACAAGCCGUCAAGCACCUCUGGAUCCGGACGGCGCUUUUUGAGAAAGUCCUGGACAAAAUUGUGCACUACUUGGUGGAAAACAGCAGCAAAUACUACGAGAAAGAGGCCUUACUCAUGGAUCCAGUGGAUGGACCAAUCCUGGCCUCUUUGCUGGUGGGUCCUUGUGCCCUGGAGUACACUAAGAUGAAGACGGCUGAUCACUUCUGGACCGAUCCCUCAGCAGACGAGCUGGUCCAAAGGCACCGGAUCCACAGCUCCCACUGCUGGCAAGAUUCGCCCACCAAGCGCCCUGCGCUCUGUAUCCAGAAAAGGCACUCCAGCGGCAGCAUGGAUGACCGGCCCACCUUGUCCGCCAGGGAUUACGUCGAGUCGCUGCACCAGAACUCCAGGGCCACCCUCCUCUACGGCAAAAACAACGUCUUGGUGCAGCCGCGAGACGACAUGGAAGCCAUUCCGGGCUAUUUAUCGCUCCAUCAGACGGCCGACGUCAUGGCGCUGAAGUGGACCCCAAACCAGCUGAUGAACGGCUCCGUGGGCGACCUGGACUACGAGAAAAGCGUUUACUGGGACUACGCCAUGACCAUCCGCCUGGAAGAGAUUGUCUACCUUCACUGCCACCAGCAUGUAGACAGCGGGGGCACCGUUGUCCUGGUCAGCCAGGAUGGCAUCCAGCGCCCUCCCCUGAGGUUCCCGAAGGGAGGGCAUCUGCUUCAGUUCCUCUCCUGCCUGGAGAACGGCCUGCUGCCCCACGGCCAGCUGGAUCCCCCCCUCUGGUCACAAAGGGGGAAGGAGAAAGUCUUCCCGAGGCUGAAGAAGCGCAACCUGCAGGGGCCCCCGGAGUCUUCCUCGGACAGGGAGGAAGACGAGGCCACGGAUUACGUCUUCCGGAUCCUCUAUCCAGGCAUCCAAGAUUUCGCCCCCCAGGACCUGAUGGACGCGCCCGGGAGCGCCCUCCCUUCCAUGUGGCAGCCGAGUACCCGCAAGGCCUCCUGCCCUUCCUGCACCCAGGGGGCAUCCAGGGAGAACGGCCUGUCGAACGGCUGCAACCACGAAAGAGCCCCCCUGAAGCUCCUGUGUGACAACAUGAAGUACCAAAUCGUCUCUCGGGCGUUUUACGGCUGGCUGGCCUACUGCCGACACCUUUCCACCGUCCGGACGCACCUCUCGGCACUGGUCAACCAUGCCAUUGUGUCUCCCGAGGUGCCCUGCGAUGCCAGCUCGGGGCUGACGGUGGAGAUCUGGGAGAGGUUCCUCCAGGAUGGCACGAGCUACGAGGAGAAGGAGCUGCUUCGGCUGGUCUACUUCGGAGGAAUCCAGCAUGAGAUCCGGAAGUCCGUCUGGCCCUUCCUGCUGGGACAUUACCAGUUUGGGAUGCUGGAAGCCGAGAGGAAAGAGGUGGACCUACAGACCCGGGCCCACUACGAGCAAACCAUGGCUGAGUGGCUGGGCUGCGAGGCCAUCGUCCGGCAGCGGGAGAAGGAGUCCCAUGCAGCGGCCCUGGCCAAGUGCUCCUCGGGGGCCAGCCUGGACUCCCACGUGGGGCCCCUGAGGCACCGCGACUCCACCGUCAGCAACGGCUCUUCCCAGAGUAGCAGUUUUGGCCCCCAGAACCUCAGCCGGCUGCAGAGCGACUCCAGCGGCAGCACCCAGGUGUUUGAAUCGGUGGAGGAGCUGGAGCAGACGGAAGCCGAGUUGAAGCUGGAGGCCGGCAGGCGAGCGGCUCUCCCCAACGGUGGGGUCCCUGAGGCUGGGCCCUGCUCCCCCGACUCCGGCCACCCUUCCUCCCAGAACUUCUCCGUCACCUCGGCCUAUUCGGAGCAGAGCUUCAGCACGGAAGAGAGCUGGCCGGAGGCGGGCAAAGCGGGGGCAGCCCAGGCCGCUGGGGAAGGGCCCCCGCCUGCCGUGGACGGCAAGGGAGAGGCGGAAGGGCCCCAGGGGGAGGACUCUGUCGCCAGCACCCUGGAUGCCUUGGCCGGGGUGGGCCAGGAGCUGCCCGCAGAAGAGGAGGGGGCCCCCUCUGUGGCCGACCACUGGGCCCUCCCCAGUGCAGAGCAGCCGAGUUCCAUGGGGAGCGAAGACGACCUGUCGGAAGAGCCCGAGAUGGAGAGCCUCUUCCCGACCCUGGAUUCGCACUCGCUGGCCGUCACCGACCUCACCCUGAGCGAAGUCUCCCCCGUCUCUUCCUCAGGGGUGGCCUACUCGCCGGAGCUGCUGGACCUCUACACGGUCAACCUGCACCGCAUUGAGAAGGACGUCCAGAGGUGUGACCGGAACUACUGGUACUUCUCCCCGGUCAACCUGGAGAAGCUGCGGAACGUCAUGUGCAGCUACAUCUGGCACCAUAUUGACGUGGGCUACGUCCAGGGAAUGUGCGACUUGCUGGCUCCGCUGCUGGUCAUCCUGGAUGAGGAAGCCCUGGCCUUCAGCUGCUUCACAGAGCUGAUGAAGAGAAUGAACCAGAACUUCCCCCAUGGAGGAGCCAUGGACACCCACUUUGCCAACAUGCGGUCCCUCAUCCAGAUCCUGGACUCAGAGCUCUUCGAACUGAUGCACCAAAACGGGGAUUACACCCAUUUCUACUUCUGCUAUCGCUGGUUCCUCUUGGAUUUCAAGCGAGAGCUGGUCUACGAGGAUGUCUUCACCGUCUGGGAGACCAUCUGGGCGGCAUCUCAGGUCUCCUCGCCUUGCUACGGCCUCUUCAUCGCCCUGGCCCUGGUGGAGGUGUAUCGGGACAUCAUUCUGGAGAACAACAUGGACUUCACGGACAUCAUCAAGUUCUUCAAUGAAAUGGCCGAGCGGCACAACACGAAGCAGGUCCUUCAACUGGCCCGGGAACUCGUCUCCAAAGUCCAGACGCUGAUUGAGAACAAGUGAUUGGGAAGCUCCCUGUCACCCUGGCCUUCCUGCCCUUGGAGGAUGGAUGACGCCGAGGGUCCCGGGAGGGUCCGUCCUGGGCUCCGACCCCCUGGAGAGGCAGCAGAGGAGAACCUGGCCUCGCCCAUCUGCCCAGCAGCCGCUCCUUCUGACACUUGACCAAAGAACUCCGACCCCCCCCUCCCUCCCCCGUCUUGGCCAGGCGGGCAUUUGACCUGGCCCAGAGUGGGAGAUGGGGGCCUUGGCAAAGGUGGCAGGAACGGGCCAGUCCUUAGUUCCCCCCCUCUCUUCAGAUCUUCCUGCCGUGCGUGUCGGUUGGGGGCGUGCGGCUUCCUCCCCAGAUCUUGUCCCACCGCACUGGAGGACCCGGGCUGACGCUUGACCUCCUCCGCCCUCUGGAUUGGGCUGCCCUUCGGGGCCAUCUCUGCCCUGGAGCUCUUCUGGGCAGCCUCCUCCGUCCGCAGGCCUUGGUGCCAAAUCCCUGCUGCCAUAUGGACUGAUGGACGUCUGCUUUCAUGAGGCUGGACUGGGCUCCCUGCUCUGCUUCUGCUUGUGGCCUCUCGUCCUCCCCUGCUCUGAGGGGGGCCGCCUGCCCUGGCUCCUUCCCCCUUUUCCCGGAGGGAAGCCCUUCUCCAUCCUUUCAGUCUUUGGCUGCCGUGGGAUCGUGCCCAUCAGCGUCCCCCCACUCCGUCUCUGAGGGCCCCCGUCAGCCGCCUUCUGAAGCAGGCGAAGAGGGCAGCCCUGCCUUGUCUUCCUCCAGAAUCGCCCCUCAGCAGGGACCUCGGCUUCUCCGGGAGGGAGGGAGGGAGGGAGGCUUGGUGGUUUGAUUCCUUUAAACUCAGGUGUUUCUCAAGAGGAGCAAAAUGGGGUUUUGUUACCUGUCAAAACCUGCCAGGAAAAAGCCUCCCUUUGGGCUGAGCAAGUCCCCUUGUUUUUGCUGUGAAAAUGCUUUCCUGCAAGCCGGAAGCCCUUUAGCCAUAGCUGUUCCCCGCUUUCUUCCUUUGGACCCCUAAACAGUGCUGCAGUUCCUCUGUGGGCUUCUAAUCUCCCCAUUCCGUUUUGGAGAGGGAAAAGUAACAAAAAGAGCAACUCUUAAAGGCUUCUGUCCGUC
Messenger RNA from Thamnophis sirtalis, 4382 nucleotides. RefSeq names its product small G protein signaling modulator 1 (gene SGSM1). Lineage: Eukaryota; Metazoa; Chordata; Lepidosauria; Squamata; Natricidae. Gene Ontology annotation, biological process: activation of GTPase activity. The record is from RefSeq and is a predicted model, not a curated record. Gene Ontology annotation, molecular function: GTPase activator activity.